Metarhizium robertsii ARSEF 23 is the source of this 1533-nucleotide messenger RNA. RefSeq names its product glycoside hydrolase family 2. NCBI's taxonomy places the organism in Eukaryota, Fungi, Ascomycota, Sordariomycetes, Hypocreales, Clavicipitaceae. The coding region runs from base 1 to 1533 and encodes 510 amino acids. Gene Ontology annotation, molecular function: hydrolase activity, hydrolyzing O-glycosyl compounds. Gene Ontology annotation, biological process: carbohydrate metabolic process. The record is from RefSeq and is a predicted model, not a curated record. The transcript has 6 exons.
AUGUGGUUCGGCCGCGCGUUCCCCGUGCCCGACGCCUGGCGCGGCGCCCGCGUCCUGCUCAACUUUGAGGCCGUCGACUACGAGGCCACCGUCUUUGUCAACGGCGCCCGCGCCGGCCACAACGUCGGCGGGUAUUUCCGCUUCACCGUCGACGUCACCGAGCACGUGCGCUGGGGAGCGGACAAUGAGCUCUUCGUCUUUGUGCACGACCCCACCGACGCCGAGGUCAUCCCCGUCGGCAAGCAGACGCGCAACCCGAGCCACAUCUUUUACCGCUCGUGCUCGGGCAUCUGGCAGACGGUGUGGCUGGAGCGCGCGCCGGCCAACCACAUUACGCAGCUCGACGUGGCGGCCGGCAUGGACGGAGAAGUCAAGGUGACGGCGCACACGUCGGGCAAGCAGCAGGGCGCCGAGGUGACCAUCGCCGUGGUGGACGGCGAGGGCCGCACGGUGGGGCAGGCAUCGGGCCCGUCGGACGCCGAGUUCGCCUUCCGCGUGGCGUCGCCGCGGCUGUGGUCGCCGGCCUCGCCCACGCUGUACAACCUGACGCUGACGCUGGGCGACGACCGCGUGCACAGCUACACGGGGUUCCGCACCGUCUCGGCCGGCCUCGUCGACGGCGUGCAGCGGCCCCUGCUCAACGGCGAGUUUGUCUUCCUCUUUGGCACCCUGGACCAGGGCUUCUGGCCCGACGGGCUGUACACGCCGCCCAGCCGCGAGGCCAUGGUGUACGACCUGCGCAUGCUCAAGCGCCUGGGCUUCAACAUGGUGCGCAAGCACAUUAAAGUCGAGCCGGACCUGUUCUACCGCGCCUGCGACGAGAUGGGCCUCCUCGUCAUCCAGGACAUGCCCUCGCUGCCGGCCGACGGCAACCGCCCGCCCAACCCGGCGCAGCAGGCCGAGUUCCAGCGCCAGCUCGAGGUGCUUGUCCAAGAGCACAAGAGCUACCCCUCGCUCGUGGUCUGGGUCAUUUACAACGAGGGCUGGGGCCAGCUCCGCGGCCCGCCGUACCCGGAGGAGCGGCUGACGGACGUGGUGCGCCGCCUCGACCCGUCGCGCCUGGUGGACGCCGUCACGGGCUGGCACGACCACGGCUUUGGCGACUUUUCCGACAACCACCACUACGCCAACCCCCAGUGCGGCACGCCCUUUUACUCGAUUCUCUCGUCGCCCUAUGACCCCCGCCGCAUCGGGUUCCAAGGCGAGUUUGGCGGCAUCGGGCACAACGUCUCGAUUGAGCACCUGUGGAACGUCCAGCAGGCCAUUGACACUAUUAACCAGACGUACGAGGUGAGCGCCGACCUCGACGCGUACAAUUACCGCGCGGGGGUGCUCUUCCGCGAGCUGAUCGAGCAGGUGGAACGGUAUGCGUGCAGCGGGGGCGUGUGGACGCAGACGACGGACGUGGAGGGCGAGGUGAAUGGCUUGUAUACGUAUGAUCGGCGCGUGCUGAGGGCCAAUGUGAGUCAGUGGCAGGCGGAUAUUAGGGGGUUGUAUGACGCGGCGCAUGGCCGGGGAGGGGCGAGGCCGUAG